AUGAGUAUCGAGAUCCCGCCGGGUUUGUCGGAGCUGCUGCAGGGCUACACCGUGGAGGUGUUGCGGCGUCGGCCGCCGGAUCUCCUGGACUUCGCCGCCGAGUACUUCAUUCGCCUGCGGGAUUCCCGCGACCAGCAGCUGCGCGAGGAGGCGGCCGCCAGGGGCAAAGGAGUCAACUUCGACGGGGAGCCCAUGCAGACGGAGUCAAACGGCGAAGAGGCGCGGAGGGAAGCGUCCGAGGAGGACACCGAUUCCGACUUCGAGCCUCCUGUUAUUAACAAGUUUAACAGAAGAGUAUCAGUCUGUGCGGAAGCCUUCAACCCAGAUGAAGAGGACGAAGAUACAGAGCCAAGGGUAGUUCAUCCAAAAACAGAUGAGCAGAGAUGCAGAUUGCAGGAAGCCUGUAAAGAUAUUCUCAUCUUCAAAAACCUAGAUCAGGAACAAUUGUCACAAGUUUUGGAUGCCAUGUUUGAAAGAAAAGUACAACCUCAGGAACAUGUAAUUGACCAAGGAGAUGAUGGAGACAACUUUUACGUCAUUGAAGAGGGAUCAUAUGAUAUUUUUGUAGCACGAGAAAGCCAAAGUCGCUGUGUUGGUCGCUACGAUAAUCACGGCAGUUUUGGGGAACUCGCCUUGAUGUAUAACACUCCUAGAGCUGCAACUAUUGUUGCCACCACAGAAGGAGCCCUUUGGGGACUGGAUCGUGUAACAUUCAGAAGAAUUAUAUUGAAAAAUAAUGCAAAGAAAAGGAGAACGUAUGAAUUAUUUGUUGAGUCAGUGCCUCUUCUUAAGUCACUGGAGCCAUCUGAGCGAAUGAAGAUUGUUGAUGUAAUAGGAGAAAAGACAUAUAAAGAUGGAGAACGCAUCAUUGCUCAGGGUGAUAAGGCGGAGAGUUUUUUCAUUGUAGAAUCUGGUGAAGUAAAGAUCAUGAUUAAAAGCAAGACUGUAACGGUAAAAGAUGCAAACCAAGAGGUAGAGAUUGCUCGAUGUCAAAAAGGACAGUAUUUUGGAGAGCUUGCACUUGUUACUAACAAACCAAGAGCAGCCUCUGCCUAUGCUGUUGGGGAAGUCAAAUGUUUAGUUAUGGAUGUGCAAGCAUUUGAGCGGUUACUCGGGCCCUGCAUGGACAUUAUGAAGAGGAAUAUAACUCAUUAUGAAGAGCAGCUGGUGGCAUUGUUUGGUUCAAGCAUGGACCUGAUCAAUCCAGGCAAUUAGGAGGAGAGUGCAUCAAUGCCUUCUCAGUUCAAGACGUAGAAAAGUCUCCUAUUAGUAACAGCGCAGCACCACACAAAUGAAAAAAGGACACUACGGGACAGUGGCUGUUGGUGUCUUCUUGGGCAUUUUUUUUAGAAACCUACGCAGGUCUCAGCAUAGCUGGAGGGUUCAGGGCUCACUCCAGGCCUCCGCUUUGCUGCUGAAAUUUUGUUAUUAGACCUAGCCCUACUGCUGAGUCUCUUAAUCCUCUUUUCACAUUGCUUGGUUCAGAAUGGCAUAUGUUUCUCCCAACAAUUCAAGUGCCUGAUACUAAAGAAAUGGAGCGGUCUAUUUGUUGUUCUUGUUA
This is a messenger RNA of Protobothrops mucrosquamatus (brown spotted pit viper), 1561 nucleotides long. RefSeq names its product protein kinase cAMP-dependent type II regulatory subunit alpha (gene PRKAR2A). The transcript has 11 exons. The coding region runs from base 1 to 1215 and encodes 404 amino acids. Lineage: Eukaryota; Metazoa; Chordata; Lepidosauria; Squamata; Viperidae. Gene Ontology annotation, molecular function: cAMP-dependent protein kinase regulator activity. Gene Ontology annotation, biological process: regulation of protein phosphorylation. The record is from RefSeq and is a predicted model, not a curated record. Gene Ontology annotation, cellular component: cAMP-dependent protein kinase complex.